AUGGAUGCUGUUUUGUGCAGAUUGCAGUCAAUUCGACAAUCUAUUGAACAUGUGACUACAUUGUCUACCGACCAAGAGGAAAAAAUUCAAACAAUGCUUUUUGAUAUCUAUAAAAAGUUACAGACAAGUUCUGCAUGCAGUGAAGACACAAUGAAGUCAUUAUGUGAUGAAGUUCUUUUCAUGUUAAGUGAAAUUGAAAGUUCAUUGUAUAUUCCAGUUGUCAACCACUUGAUAACACGCGUGAAAUGGCAGGGAAAGUAUAAUGAAUUCAGAGUACAACACGAAGACACUGUAUGCCCGGCUCAAGAAACUGAAGUUAAUGGAAAGUCUAAAAAAGCAAGUAAAAUUGAAAUCAGUUGCGAAGAUGAAUCAAUAAGUGGUGUAACUGAUGAUUACUGGGAGAAAAGGAGGGACAGAAUUCGCACUUUGUUGGGUAAUACUAGUUUAAGAUUUGAUAAAAAUUGUCUUAAAAGAAAAAAACAGAAAUCAUUGUCAUGGGAUCCUCGUAUCGUUAGAACCGAGAUAGAAUUCUCCUGCGAAGAUCGUCAAGUUUCGCAGUUACUUCGUUCAUCAGAAGAACGUACUCAAUAUUCUCAGGUGGAUAAAGACACGUUCUGGGGGCUUACUGAAGACAAUUGCCGGGUAGGCAAAGAGAAAAAGUGGAAAUCUGGAGAAACUAUUUGUGUUUUAAACUGUAAAAGUGAACUAAGGAAGCUUGCAGAGUUUUUACAAGAAAAGAAAGCAGUACGUUCAUUUUAUAUUCGAAGGAAACCGAAAGGUUUAGCCGGAUGUAAAGGGACAUGGCUAACUCCCGCGUAUUCCCCACCGCUAGUUGUCAAAUAUGGAUGCCCUGGAAAACGUUGA
This is a messenger RNA of Paramuricea clavata, 864 nucleotides long. The record is from the annotation of a GenBank genome assembly. NCBI's taxonomy places the organism in Eukaryota, Metazoa, Cnidaria, Anthozoa, Malacalcyonacea, Plexauridae.